Messenger RNA from Ylistrum balloti, 11696 nucleotides. Its product is annotated as structural maintenance of chromosomes flexible hinge domain-containing protein 1-like. The record is from RefSeq and is a predicted model, not a curated record. Gene Ontology annotation, cellular component: chromosome. Gene Ontology annotation, molecular function: ATP binding; protein binding. Bases 1 to 6144 code for a protein of 2047 amino acids. NCBI's taxonomy places the organism in Eukaryota, Metazoa, Mollusca, Bivalvia, Pectinida, Pectinidae. Gene Ontology annotation, biological process: chromosome organization; double-strand break repair. The transcript has 49 exons.
AUGGCGACUUCCAGGAGAAGCGUGGGGAAUACGAGUGCACAGUUAGAAGAUGAUGAUGCGUUCGUUUAUGUCUUUGAUCGAAGAGACAGCGAUAUUCCUGAAAUCAAAAUUCCAACAGGAGGACUUUUCACUUAUGUAGAUUUCAAAGCGCGUGUUCGUGAAGCACUUGGGAUAAAGAAGUCAGAGUCUUUUGUAAUAGCCACAACCAACAGAGAGGAGAUUAAAGAUGACGAUUCCUGGGAUAUUAUUGACAAAGGAGAUACGCUGUACAUAUUACGAAAUAUUCAACAGGAGCUAUGUGCUCCUGCCCAGCAGCGGGUCAGUUAUCUACCCCAUUAUGACACUAUUGUCAAAGGAGGGAUGUAUGAAUAUUAUGCUUCUGAGGGACAGAAUCCACUUCCCUAUGCAUUUGCUGAGUUAAUUGACAAUGCUUUAGCUGCCACCUCAAACAAUCAGGGAUCUCGCGCUAUAGAAAUCCGACUGCACAUUGAUGAUGGUAACCCCAGUAGGAACUGUGUGUAUGUGAUAGACAACGGGAAAGGAAUGACGCCACGACAACUCAACAACUGGGCCAUCUAUCGUCUUUCAAAGUUCAUCCGCAAGGACAAGCGAGGCAAAGUAAGCUGUGGUGGUGAUGAAGAUGAAGAUAAGAAACUGGCACAAAGUUCAGGCUACACUCCACUCUCCCUCAACAGUGACAUUUCCUAUUUUGGUGUUGGAGGAAAGCAGGCCAUCUUCUUUAUAGGAAACUCAACCAGGAUGAUAACAAAACCCAAAGAAUCCAAGGAUGUACAUGAGCUCACUAUUUCAAAAGAAGAAUUCCAGAUGAAAGAGAAGAAUCAGGAGGCUAUAUACAGUGGUUACAUUAGAAACAGACAGCCUGGCGAUGCAUCCCACAUAGCUGCAGAGGAUGAGAUCCUUGGGAAGGUGAUCGAGGAAGAGAAAGACCGAGAACAUUUCACUGUAGUAGAAAUUCACGGAAUCAACCAGCAACAUAUGUCUUAUCUCAAACUGCACAUGAAGCAGUGGACACGACAGCUGGCGCAUAUCUACCAUUACUACAUUCAUGGACCAAGGGGAAAUGCUGACACAGAAGAAACAAACUCCGGCAGAACUCCAAGUCCCUUCAAAAACAUUGACAUUGAGGUGAAGUUGUUUACAAAGGGUCACCCCCAACCACGUGUUGUUAAUCUACGAGAUGUAGACGAUGACAUGCAGACCCAGUUCAUACGCACUGCAGCCAACUCCUUUGAGUUCAAAGCCAGUGUGGAGGGUUCGGGUGUUGUGGAGGGUGUGCUUAGGUAUCACCCUUUUUUGUAUGAUCGAGAGACCUAUCCUUCUGACGCCAAUGAUCCGAGAAUUGAACCAGAAGCUUUUGAUGACCAUGACUAUGCCAUCAACGACCGGCCAGCUAGAGGGAGACGACCGGUGUUUGAAUGUUACUGGAAUGGCCGUCUGAUUCCUUAUACUUUUAUAGAGAAUUUUGAUUGGUGCGCUGAACCAAAGAAGAGUAGAGCUGUACCGUUGGAAUGUUAUAACAGAAUAUCCGGGGUGUUGUUUACAAAUGACCAUUUCCAGGUGAGCACCAAUAAGCUCACGUUUAUUGACCUGGAAAUGAGAUUACGAGAGAAGAACACUGUGUAUUCACAUCUCGUCAAUGGACAGGAGCGGAGAACAGCUAUAGAUCGGGAGUUUGUGGCUUGGCUAAAGGAAUGCCAUGAUCAGAGUGAUAAACAGAUACGUUUCUCACACUUCAAAGGUGUUGUGACUCGCCAAGACCUACCCAAACACAAACAGUUUCCCUGGUCUGUUUACGAACAGGUGGACUGGGAUGGCAAGGUCUUCAAGAAAGGUCAAUUGGUGAGGAUACAGCGGACUGUGCCAAUGCUACUAGGUACCAUCAAACGUUUCCUGCUGUACGGAGAGAAUGACAAUGAUGUAUAUGCAACAGGAGGUGAUAUUGAGGUCAGCCAGGAACCAAAGUCCCUCUACGAUGAUGAGAAAAUUGUACCCCUGUCGAAGCUUGACCGUAGCUGUUCCUCACAGGCGGUCCGUAGACACAUUGACGAGGAGGAGGCCAAAUUACCAUCUACUCUGAUCGUGAACUGGCCAGAGGGUUAUGAAGUGAAACAGAAUGAGAGACGACCUGCAGGAAAAACAGUGGGCGACAUCAAAGUCCAGAUUGCUAACAAGAAAGGUGAGCUGAUCAGCAAGCUCCCAGGGACUGCAGUAGUGUCCAAGAAACUCCUUGUAGAGCUCAAGGUUGUGUGGCACUCUAGCAGUGGUGAUGAAGUCAUGGUGUCACAUAUUAGUCAACAUGGAAAGAACUGGCCUUAUUGGUUUAGAAAGAUGGAGAACAUAAAGAACCUAGGACCCCAUACUUUAUCAUUACAAGUGGUUUUGAAUGAGAGUGGAGCUAAUACCUAUGCUGGUAAACAACUACCCUCAUACAAGAUCAAGUUCCAUGUCACAGAGGCUGAACCAGAGAAGUUCACUGUCGGAAUGUUAGAUGGACCGUUCAGAGUUGGUGUUCCGUUCCAGAUUCCAUUGGAGUUUCAGGAUGAGUUUAACAAUCACAGUAAACCAUCCAUCAAGUUUUCUCCAGAACUGGAGGCGAGUGGACUAGAGCUGAGUUAUGAGUCAACACAGGUGAAAGGUUUUAACUUAAUCAUCAAGGGGAUUGUGGCCAAAGGAAGUGUAGCUGGUAGUGCUGGAAAGAGUUUCAUCAUGACCAUUAAAGUACCAGGACUGGAACAAGACAGUCAGACACUCAAGAUUAGGCUUUUACCAGGUCCCCCUCACAGCCUGUUUGUAGAUUGUGACAAGGAGCUAGAGAUUGAAAACGGUAAGGCUGUGGCUUAUAAUGUAGAGGUACGGGACCAGGCCGGUAAUCCCACCAGUGAUGCCAAACUCAUCAUCACAUGUAAGUUUGCUGGGGUGUCAGGAUUACCCACAUAUACGCUAGAUUGUUCUGGGAGUGGGACAGGUACAUUGACUGGAGACCCCAUCAACUUGAAACAGAUCAAAGACUAUCAGACACUCACAGCUAUGAUAGAACUACAGAAUCACAAGCAGGUUGGUGUAGUGGAGAGAUUUAUUAAGAUGUUACCUAGCAACCGUGUGGCAAGUAUCCAGGUACGGAUGCUGAAGGAUGAUGGAAAGAUAACCAUGCUGAAGUCAGGCAGUUCCAUAACAGGCCGAGCAGGGGAUCACAUUAACAACAUUAGUUUCUCAUUGUUCGAUGAAGCGGGAAGAAAGUUAGAGAUAGAUGAAAAACUGGCAGGAAAAUUAAAAGUUAACUGGGUUCAGAAGAUUCCACGUGACACUGUGAUCGAGGGACACCUCCCCGAUAUUAAGGUACCAGCCACCAUACAAGACACAAAGUACUGCCAAGUUACUGUGCAGGACUCUUCAAAUAUUGACUUCAGUUUCACUGUCACGCCUACGCCCACAGACCCCAGCCAGAUCAAGUGUAAAUGUAGUGGAUCUAACAGGGUCCGUAUUGGGGAGACACUGGAUGCUCCUAUUCUAGUCACAAUCAAGGACAAGUUCGGCAAUGAGAUCACAGAUCUGCCUAAAAAUACAUCUCAAGAGGUACAGGUCAGUGGUGAUGGUCUCAGAACCGAUGAGGUGAAGGUCACAUAUUCCAAGGGAAAGUUCAGUAUACAAUCUGUUACACUAGAGAGAGGAAAGACAGGAAUACGAGACCUGAAAGUUGCAUGGAAAGACUUUCGGGAUUUUGUCAAAUUGGAACUUACUGCUGGACCACCCACAAAGCUAUCAUUGCCCGGGUGGGAAUCUGAUGAGACUGUGACUGUUCUGAAUGAGAACAAACUUCCCCGACCCCUCAUAGUUCAGUUAUUGGAUGAAGGAGACAAUGAAGUCAACAUGCCAGAUAUCAAGAUACAGUUGGCCAAGGACACGAAGAUCAAAUUUGUGCCAUUCCUGAUGCCAAAGAAAUCCAAUGCAAGUGGACAGGUGGACUUUGGAACAGUAGCAGUUAUGGGACAGAGGGGAAGCUAUGAUAUAGAACCAAGAGCAUUUGUUUCUGGUGAGACGAUCGUUGGCCCCAAAGUUACCAUUCUCAUUCAACCAGAUAUGACAAGACCUGUGGAGAUGAAGGUGGAAUACAACAAAAAGGCAACAUUCCAAGUUGGCCAGAUGAUGCCAGAGUUUACCAUUCGUAUCCUGGCAGAGGAUAACCAACCAAUGAAGGGAGCCAAGGCAGCUAGUAUAUCUAUGAAGCUUUGGAAAAUGGAUGUCCGCAGUCAGAACACUCCUCCAUCCAGGGCAGUGUCCUUUAGUCCCGAGUCAGUGAAACAGAAUCCCGGUGUUUUUAUUUUCAAAGAAAGAAAGAUUCCUGAGAUUUCUGGAAUUCACAACAUAAUGAUCACCUACUACGAUGGCAGAUAUGAACUAUUUAGCAAUGUGAUCACAGUUGAUGUCAAGCCAGGUGCUCCAGUGAAGCUCGGAUCCAUGGAACAGCCAGGCACACCCACUGUAUCUAAUACACAUAAUGCUGCAGCACGUUGUGUCAUACGUAGUCUCAAAGUCGACCUGAGGGAUGAGUUUGACAAUACCGCAGGUUUAGGGUACAGUGGUAAAAUUAACCUAGAGAUAAUGGGUAUGCCAGGAGUUUCUGAAGUACCUGCUUUUGUUGGGGGCAACAGGACUCUCCAGUUUAACAUGAGCAAUGGCCAGUGUGUGUUAUCUAAUCUAACUCUGGCAGAAAAUUCGGCUGGAAAAGACGGCUAUGAGUACUUUCUGAGAUGUGUUGUUGAAUGUGAUUUGAUUCCCCGUAAUAAAAGUAUUCCGGCUUUGGACAUUCCUUUUCUCUUCUACAAUGAUGCCAAAAAACAGUCUCAGAUGACUUCAUUGUCACGGCAACGGGAUGAUCUCAGAUCUGUCAUUAAAACCUACAAGUCCCUUUUUGAAACAACGGAACAGCUGGUGAAGGAGCUGAAAAUCUCUGUACAUGAAGCACAAGUGGAAGAAAACAAGAUUAGAGAGGAUCUGAGAAAGCUAAAGGUUCCUCUAGUCCAUUUACAGAAUAUACCUAGUGUUGACAAACUGAUAGAAGAAAAAUCCCGUAGCCGUGACCAUAUCCGUACUUCUAAACGAAGAACAUGUGGUCUAACGGAAGCUCCAGCAGACAAUGAGGUCUUGGGCAAAAUCGGCCACUUGGGUCAGAUAGAGGAAGAAGAUAUUGCACGAGUGUUAUCAUGGCAUAUGUCAGCUGAUAUGGACUGUGUUGUCACUCUCACCAACAAAAAGGCUAAAGAAAUAUAUGCACAGACCAAUGGAAAGCAGCAAGUUUUACCCAUCGACUCAAUAUUUAAGAAAAACCUUCCAGAUUGGAAAAAACCUUUACCUCAUGUGAAAUAUAAGCCCAGCUGGCAUCCUCCCGGCAACCCCAUCUACGCAAGAAAUCUCAUCAUUUUCCCACAGAAUGAAGACAAAUGCAAGAUUGUUUUUGGUAUGCUGUUGGGCGAUACCUUAAUACUAGAUAAUUUGGACCACGCUAAUGAAUACAGACAGGAGCUUGUGAAAUACACACACUGUCCUACCAUCCUGACACGUCUUGGUGAUCGAAUUCGUAGUAAUGGAAAAUUUGGAGGUCUUAUGAACAAGGCUCUUUCUAUAGAAAAACUACGAGGGGCAGUGUUUAGUGAACCUUUGCCCUCGAGUUAUCAUGACCUUGCUAACCAGUUGGAGUUGCUCCAGAAUUAUCGUGUAGCAAUGACAAAGUCGGGGAAGGCGAAGAGUGAGCUGGCAGAGCAGGUGGCUCAUAUGAAACUGCCAGAAAUGCAAGAGAAAUACAAGGAAUGUCGAGAAGCUGAGGGCGAGCUCAAAGACGUUGAACAAAAAUUAGGUGUGACAAUGUCUACUCCCAGGAUUCCUGCCUCUGAGAGAGGAAAGACGAUGCAUCCGCCUCCCAGCUCAGAAGAAGGGCCAUCAGCAUCUAAACGGCCCAAAGUGUCUGGAAGCACAACACCACAAACUACAAUUCCAAACGGCAGUACCACUCCAAGCUCAGCUUCCACUUCCAGUAUUGUGGGCACACCAACACGAAAGAGUGGGCGACUGGCUUCCAUGUCCCCAGUUACAUCUGAUGACGGCAGGAAACGAUUAAGACGAACGUAGCAUUCAAAACAUAUGUUCUUAAGUUUGUGUACUCAUAGAAUUUGAAAGCUUAGUUCACAACUCAAUGUAAACUUUUCCAGUUUUGUUUAAAAAGAUUAUUACAGAUUCAAUUUUUUUCUGUCAGUUUUUUGGUCUAGACUGUAGACCAAAGAAAACAUUUACAAAGAACUUGUUGUGGUGAGGAUGACUUUUCAAUGAUCCUUCUAAACAUUUUGUCUGGGAAAACUUUGGUUACUAUUAUUUUCUACUGUGUUUAGUGUACUUUGGUUUUGAUAAUCUAACUGUUCAAAAAUAAACAGCAGGCUGGACCAUACUGGUACUAGAUAUUAAACAUAUAUACCCUUUCUAGUCAUUCUGAUAAAACCAGUUUAAUAAAAAAACAAAAAUUACAGGUAAGUUGACUUAAUGCCAAACUUGGCUGUGUUGGUGUUGAACAAAGAUCAUUCUUCAGUAAUCAUAUUGGCUUCCACACAACAACCAUUGUAUUAUGAAUAAUAAUCUUUUCGCAAAGUUUUUUUGACAAGUUCGGUGUAACUUACCUGUUUUCAGUUUAAGUAUCUGAUUUCAGCCCAGAAAUCACUAUCAUUACUUGAGGAUGGACCUGGUCAUCUUGGAUUUUAAUACCAAAGUUGUUCAAAUUUUACUUCCAUUAACAGUAUCAAAUUCUUAGAAUAUAAAUAGGAAUCUUUAUAAUGGACAGUAUCUGCAUCAAAUUCUAUUUUAGUGCAAAAAGAACUGUUUUUCCAGAUCAAAAACUUUGAUAUCAGUGUGCAAUAGACCAUGAAUGUGUUGUUUGUAUGAUAAAGCUCAACAUAACGGAACUCAGUGUUUAAGUAUUUUAGUUUCCCUAACAAUGGAACGUCGCUGACGACAUAAUUUGGAUUUAUUUGGCAGCUAUUCACUUUCAUCUCUCAUUAGUUCAUAUCAAACUUUAUAUAUACAUUUCACAAACAUAUCAUACAUACCUAACAAAAAAAACAUCUCCUUAAGGGGAGAUAAUUUAUCUUGCAUCAAAUUCUGUACUUGGAAAUGUUUCAAGAAAAAGAACUGUUUUGUAGUAUUUCAUCACAAAAAUAUUGUACAUUAUAUGUUUUUGUAUCCUUUCUAUGUCAAUUUGUGAAUUAAAAUUAUUGAUGUGAUGGGUUUUUUUUUCAGCUUAGUUACAGUCUUCCCACUAAAUCUAAUGAUUCUAUAUGCUAGAAAAUUGCCAAAGUGAGGUGUGAUGUUGCAUUAAAAAAAUAAACUGUUGAAAUGCAGUCAUGUAAUAGAACCUUAACUUUUGUGAUUUUCUUGGUGAAAAUCUUGAAUAUAAAUAUCGGUAUGAUAUUAAAGUAAAAAGGAUUGUCAUCUCAAGUUAUAUUUAUCCUCUAGGCUGGUCAGUUUAGCCCCAUUUUUGUCUGAUGAAUAACAUUAUUCAACUUGUGGGUAUAGAAUUUUGUUUAGAACUUGAACUUAUAAAGACUUUUCCAGGAUGUAGACCAGGAAUUCCUUAUGUAGUCAUGAAAAUCUCGGGGCAUCAUGGUUAAAAAGCAUUAAAGUCACAUAGCAGUAUGUACAAACACUUGCAUAGACAUGUGUUCAGUACUACUUACAAACAUGUGUAGACAUGUGUUCAGUACUGCAGACAAACACUCAUGUAGACCUGUGUUCAGUACUACAGACAAACACUCAUGUAGACCUGUGUUCAGUACUACAGACAAACACUCAUGUAGACCUGUGUUCAGUACUACUGACAAACACUCGUUAGACCUGUGUUCAGUACUACUGACAAACACUCAUGUAGACCUGUGUUCAGUACUACUUACAAACACUCGUGUAGACCUGUGUUCAGUACUACAGACAACACUUGCGUAGACCUGUGUUCAGUACUUCAGACAAACACUCGUGUAGACCUGUGUUCAGUACUACAAACACUCAUGUAGACCUGUGUUCAGCACUACUGACAAACACUCGUUAGACCUAUGUUCAGUACAACUUACAAACACUCGUGUAGACCUGUGUUCAGUACUACUGACAAACACUCAUGUAGACCCGUGUUCAGUACUACUUACAAACACUCGUGUAGACCUGUGUUCAGUACUACUGACAAACACUCGUGUAGACCUGUGUUCAGUACUACAGACAAACACUCGCAUAAACAUGUGUUCAGUACUACAGACAAACACUCCUGUAGACCUGUGUUCAGUACUACAGACAAACACUCAUGUAGACCUGUGUUCAGUACUACUGACAAACACUCGUGUAGACCUGUGUUCAGUACUACUUACAAACACUCGUGUAGACCUGUGUUCAGUACUACAGACAAACACUCGUGUAGACCUGUGUUCAGUACUACUGACAAACACUCGUGUAGACCUGUGUUCAGUACUACUUACAAACACUCGUGUAGACCUGUGUUCAGUACUAAUGACAAACACUCGUGUAGACAUGUGUUCAGUACUACAGACAAACACUCGUGUAGACCUGUGCUCAGUACUACAGACAAACUACUGACAACUUGUGUACUGUAAACCAACUCUCUUAUCCAUUUCAUAAUUCACAGGUUUCAGUUGCAAAAUUCCCUUAAAUAGAAAGUUGGCUUACAGGCUCUCUCAGUGGUGUAAUAUUGGGUGAAAUUGUGAAGUUAUACUCUGGAUUAGCUCAUUUACAUCAGAUUGGAUAGUGAAUUUGUUUUCAGACUGAGUGUAUUUUCUGUAAAUGUCUUUUGAAAUCUAUGAAGUAUGCAAUCAUUAUUAUUAUUUCCUUUUUACAUGUAAAGCAUUAUCUGUGCCUUGCUCUUCAGGGUGAUUUAUAUCAGGCAUUAUUUUUUUUUUUUUUUUUACUUAAGUAAAAAAUCACCAUUGGAGUUUUUACAGAAUGGUGUCACCAAAAUAUUAAAUUGUUAGUUUUUUCAUGUACUAAAAUUGGAAUGUGAUGUACUUAUGUAAAUGCUGAAUAUUAAGUUGAAUUUUCCAAGGAGCAUUUGAAAUUAUCUGAUUCCAUUGUCAUAUUCUGGAUCUUCAGCUGACAUCUCUGUAUAGCAUUGGUUUUUCAUCAAGGGAGUUGUUUAUCACAAGGUGUAUGUCUACUGUGGUAGUUGUUUAUCACAAGGUGUAUGUCUACUGCAGGAGUUAUUUAUCACAAGGUGUAUGUCUACUGCAGGAGUUAUUUAUCACAAGGUAUAUGUCUAUAGCAGGAGGUAUUUAUCACAAGGUGUAUGUCUACUGCAGGAGUUGUUUAUCACAUGGUGUAUGUCUACUGCAGGAGUAAUCACAUUUUGUAUGUCUAUUGCGGGAGUUAUUUAUCACAAGGUGUAUGUCUACUGUGGGAGUCAUUUAUCAGGAGAUGUAUAACUACUUUGGGAGUUGUUUAUCACAAGGUGUAUGUCUACUGCGUGAGUUGUUUAUCACAAGGUGUAUGUCUACUGGGGGAGUUAUUUAUCACAAGGUGUAUGUCUACUGCAGGAGUUGUUUAUCACAAGGUGUAUGUCAACUGGGGGAGUUAUUUAUCACAAGGUAUGUGUCUACAGCGGGAGUUAUUUAUCACAAGGUGUAUGUCUACUGCGGGAGUUAUUUAUCACAAGGUGUAUGUCUACUGGGGGAGUUGUUUAUCACAAGGUGUAUAUCUACUGCGGGAGUUGUUUAUCACAAGGUGUAUGUCUACAGCAGGAGUUGUUUAUCACAAGGUGUAUGUCAACUGGGGGAGUUAUUUAUCACAAGGUGUGUGUCUACAGCGGGAGUUACUGAUCACGAUGUGUAUAUCUAUUGCGGGAGUUGUUUAUCACAAGGUGUAUGUCUACUGCAGGAGUUGUUUAUCACAAGGUGUAUGUCAACUGGGGGAGUUAUUUAUCACAAGGUGUGUGUCUACAGCGGGAGUUAUUUAUCACAAGGUGUAUGUCAACUGGGGGAGUUAUUUAUCACAAGGUGUGUGUCUACAGCGGGAGUUAUUUAUCACAAGGUGUAUGUCUACUGCGGGAGUUAUUUAUCACAAGGUGUAUGUCUACUGGGGGAGUUGAUUAUCACAAGGUGUAUAUCUACUGCGGGAGUUGUUUAUCACAAGGUGUAUGUCUACAGCAGGAGUUGUUUAUCACAAGGUGUAUGUCAACUGGGGGAGUUAUUUAUCACAAGGUGUGUGUCUACAGCGGGAGUUACUGAUCACGAUGUGUAUAUCUAUUGCGGGAGUUGUUUAUCACAAGGUGUAUGUCUACUGCAGGAGUAAUCACAUUUUGUAUGUCUACUGCGGGAGUUAUCACAAGGUGUAUGUCUAUUGCGGGAGUUAUUUAUCACAAGGUGUAUGUCUACUGCAGGAGUAAUCACAUUUUGUAUGUCUACUGCGGGAGUUAUCACAAGGUGUAUGUCUACUGUGGGAGUCAUUUAUCAUGAGAUGUAUAACUACUUUGGGAGUUGUUUAUCACAAGGUGUAUGUCUACUGCGGGAGUUGUUUAUCACAAGGUGUAUGUCUACUGGGGGAAUUGUUUAUCACAAGGUGUAUGUCUACUGGGGGAGUUAUUUAUCACAAGGUGUGUGUCUACAGCGGGAGUUACUGAUCACGAUGUGUAUGUCUACAGCACGAGUUUUAGUCAGCCCCAGUAAACAUUGUGAUGCAUAAGAUCAUGAUUAUUAGUGAUAAAAUUUGUUCCUUGAUGUUGUCAAAGCUAUUAUCUUGGUUCUCUGAUUGCAUGAAAAACUGAAAUCUUGUUGAAGAAAAGCAUGCCCCAUUUCCUGAUUUUAGUGAGAAGUUUCCUGAUAUUAUCUGACACUUUUACCUACCAAACCAGUAACAAAGCUUUAUAGCCCUGAAAUCAAUUCUUUAUUUAAUGGUCUUCCUGUCAUCUUGUAAAUUCAUAUGUAAAAACCAGUCAAGUUUAAAUUUUAUUCAGUAGGCUGUUUUGAUAAAUUGAAUGUCGGUUACUUUCAUUUUGCCUGGUGGUGAACAGGUAUUUGACGAUAUAGAUCACUGAUGAUGUAGGUAUGUUUUUAAGCGUUUUUUUUUUUUUUACAUAAUUGUUGUGAUUAAUAGGAAUAGAUCCAAGAAAGAUAUACCAUUAAAGGAAUUUUAUAACAACGACUUAAAUACUUAAACAAUGGAGAGUUCCAAAUCAAAAGUGAGAUCACUACUCAUAUGUUAUCAUUUUGUGUAUGUUCCAUGUGAUGUCAUCGUUUUAUGUGUACAAAUUUGUCCAAAUUUUCCUCAUAAGAAUUUCACUUGAUGUUAAAGUUGCUCUUAAAUCAUAAUCACACAUUUCAUCAUCAGACUUUUAGGCUCUUUAUAUUUUCACCCUGUAGACAAAAACAUCAAACACAGGAAUUUUUCACCAUAUUCAGCAAAACUGUGUUGAGGACAGCCUUCGUAUCAUCUAGCACUACUGUUGUCAUAGUGAUGAGAUACACAUCACAUGUCUAUCAUACUAAUGUAGCUAUUUAUUGGCUAUAUUCAUCUUCAGAAAUUUUUUGUUUUUUUCGGUUGCCUUGUUACUGUAAUAGUUCAGUUAUCCAUUUAUAUAUAUAUAUAUAUAUAUAUACAUGUAUAUAUAAUUACCUUACUUUGAUAAAAAUAAACAUUGUAAAUUACUA